UCUUCUCUAGCAAACCAUGGCCAUGGCCGCCGAGCAAAGAUCUGCUCCCCCACCACCGUUCUACAACUUCCUAAAGGAAGCUUUCCUCCUCCCCGGCCGCAACCGGGGUCUCUUCAUGGCGGUCUUCGUGCUCGUCGCCGUGUCCACCUCGGCGCUCCUGCUGGCCAGCGACCUCACCGUCAUGCCCCUCGCCGAGGAGCUCCGCCUCGAUCUCAAGGCUCUCAACGCCACCGACCCCAUGAGCCCCGACUUCGCCAAGCUCCUCAAGGAAAUCCAGGACGACACCCGGGAGAUGGUGGUGGCCACCGCCGCCUACGUAUUGCUGUCCGUCGUUGUCGGCUCCGCGGUCCGGAUCAUCAUCCUCUUCGCCGCCGUGGCCACUUACUCCGAAGAGCGGCUCACCUUCGGCGAGCUGCUGAGGAAAGCCAGGACGCAGCUCAAGGGCCCGCUGCUGACGCUUGCCUUCGUCUACGUCCUGGAGAUCGCGUCCGUCGCGCUCCUGGCUGCCAUGGCUGGCCUCCUCGUCUUCCUCAUGGUGCGGCACUACUACGUUCCGUUCCUGCUGCUGUCGCUGCUCGUCUUCGCCGGCUUCGUCUUCCUCAUCUACUUCUCCGUCCUCUGCGCCGUCAGCGUCGCCGUGGCGGUGGCCGAGCCGGGGCGCCACGGCGCCGGCGCGUUCGGGCGGGCGUGGAGGCUGGUGAAGGAGAAGAAGCGGCGCGCCGUGCUGUUCGUCUCCGCGACGUCCCUGCUUGCCGCCGUCGUCUCGCCGGUGCACAAGCUCGCCAUGGCGUGCGCGCCGAGCAGCCUGGUCGCCGGCUUGCUUCUUGUGCUUGUGUACGCGGCGUUGAUGUCCGUCGUGGAGUUGUUCGGCGUGUGCGCCAUCACCACGUUCUACUACGAGUGCAAGGAGAGCAACGAGGUGGUGUCAUCUGACCAGUACGUGAGGGUCUCUACUGAGGCUAACGCUUAGAACACUAUUAACCUCUUAAUUUCUGCGAAUAUUACUGGCUAGUCCCUCCGUUUCAUGACGCAAGUCUUUUUAGCAUUACUUAGAUUCGUAUAGAUGCUACUAUCUCUGUUGUAGUAUUCGCAGAAAUUAAGAGGUUAAUAGUGUUCUAAGCACAAUUAAUUACAAUGCUACUAGCUGUCUCUUUGGCAAUAUACAGUGUGAUAGUGUUGGUAAUAUUCAACAUAAAACUAAAAAUGAGGAAAAACCAACGGUGAUAUUCCGUGGUGGAUUCAGGUCAAGAUUUUCUUUUCUUAUAAAACAAUGUUGUUCUUCCCAAUUGGCAUGACAGUGACACUACCACUCUGCAAUUUCUUGGAUGGUUCUCCAACACAGCUUGCUCCUUCUGCAAUUUCUAUGGCCCGACCGCACCAUGCUCCCAUCUAUGUUUCCAACCAAUCUAAAAUUCAAAGUCA
Molecule: messenger RNA, 1422 nt
Organism: Oryza brachyantha (malo sina)
Lineage: Eukaryota; Viridiplantae; Streptophyta; Magnoliopsida; Poales; Poaceae
Exons: 1
Coding region: 17-970 (317 amino acids)
Source: RefSeq, a predicted model, not a curated record